AUGGAGCAGCAGCAGAUGUACGAGAUGUUUGAGGAGGUUCUCGAGAGGCAGCACCAGCAGCUCAUGGACCGCCUGGAGCGGUGGCUGCAGGGGGUCUCCGAGCAGAUGGCCCCCACGUCGCCAAGCUCCAAGGCGCGGCUCUCCCCGAACCUCACCAUGAAGAGUACCCUGUCGGACGUCACAGCCACAGGUUCCAGCGGGCUCCCGGUGGAGAUCAACGUCAACCAGCUGCAGCGGAGCCUCACGAGGAGGACCAGCCGCAUGAUGGACGGCGAGGAGGGGCUGAAUAGCUACGAUUUGGCCAAGCGUCAGGGCUCCAAAGUGGACAUGUGGCUGGCGCUAGGCUGGCGCAAGUACUUCUUCAGCCCUGGCUGGGCCUGGAACUGGCUGGACGUCUUCGUGGUCACCUCCACCUGGGUAGAGCUGGCCGUGGGCUUCUUCGAGCUCGAGGACAAUGGCGCGGGCCUCUCCAAUAGCAACUUGCGGCUCCUGCGGAUUGUCAAGGUGAGCCGAUUGGCCAGAGUGCUGCGGAUCCUGCGGGUGGUGCAGUUCGUGCGGCCGCUCCGCACCCUCAUGCACUGUUUGGUGGACUCGACCAAGAGCUUCAUUUGGGCCCUCAUCUUGCUGAUCCUCAUGAUGUACGUCUUCGGGUUGCUGUUCACCGACGCGGUGCUGGACCACCUGAGGGACAACGACGACCUGCCGGAUGAGCUCGACGUGAACCUGAGGCGCUUCUUCGGCACGGUGUACGCGUCCAUGACCACGCUCUUCCGCUCCGUGUCCAACGGCUUGGACUGGUACGAGGCGGUGAACAGCCUGGCGCGGGUGGGGGAGGUGUGGGUCCAGCUGUACCACCUCUACAUCAGCUUCAUCAGCUUUGCCGUGCUCAACGUCAUGACGGGGGUGUUUUGCCACUCGGCGAUCAAAGCCGCGGAGCGGGACCACGAGAUGGUGAUCCAGUCGCUGCUGCAGAACAAGAAGGACUUUAGGGAGCUUGUGUCCAACCUCUUCAUGAAGAUUGACGACCUGGGCCUAGGCAUGAUCACCAUCUCGGAGUUCGAGAAGCACUUCAACGACGACGCGGUGCGCGCCUUCUUCGAGUCCCUGGAGAUGGGGGCGGCGGACGCCUGGACCCUCUUCGUGGCCCUGGACGCCGACGGCGACAACGUGAUCUCCCUGAAAGACUUCACGGAGCGUUGCAUGCAGCUGCACGGCCCGGCGCGGUCAGUGGACCUCUAUGCCCUCACGCAGCAGAAUGCGAAGCUGCGGCAGCAGCUGCAGAACAUCGAGGACAUGCAGAUCCUUUUGCACCGGAAGGGUGCAGCGAGCCCUUGCGCGACCGACUCCGAUAGCGCGAAGGUUGAAGCGGAGACUUGCGAAGUCGGUACGCAUUGCCUAGUUUGA
Molecule: messenger RNA, 1404 nt
Organism: Effrenium voratum
Lineage: Eukaryota; Dinophyceae; Suessiales; Symbiodiniaceae
Source: the annotation of a GenBank genome assembly